This is a messenger RNA of Callithrix jacchus (white-tufted-ear marmoset), 4218 nucleotides long. RefSeq names its product nuclear receptor interacting protein 3 (gene NRIP3). Gene Ontology annotation, molecular function: aspartic-type endopeptidase activity. Gene Ontology annotation, biological process: proteolysis. Lineage: Eukaryota; Metazoa; Chordata; Mammalia; Primates; Cebidae. The record is from RefSeq and is a predicted model, not a curated record.
GGGGGAAGUCCGGGAGCCGCGCGGGGCGUGGAUGCUGUGCUGGCCCCGCCCCCCGCGCGCGCACUGGCUGCUCCCCGCGCCGUCACGCUCGGCUAUAAAAGGCGCGGCGCGCGGCCCUUGCGGUGCUGAAGGAGCUCGAGGCUGAGGCUGCAGGGGAACCGCGGGCGACCCGGCCGCUGGGCCGCAGGCGCCUCAGCGAUGUUUUACUCAGGGCUCCUCACCGAGGGUGGCCGCAAGGAGACCGACAUGCGGGAGGCGGCGUCGCUGCGACAGCAGCGCCGGAUGAAGCAGGCGGUGCAGUUUAUCCACAAGGACUCCGCCGACCUGCUGCCCCUGGACGGCCUGAAGAAGCUGGGCUCGUCCAAGGACACGCAACCUCAUAAUAUUCUGCAGAGGCGCCUCAUGGAAACCAACCUGUCUAAGCUCCGAAGCAGCCGUGUCCCUUGGGCCUCUAAGACGAACAAAGUCAAUCAGGCUAAGUCUGAGGGGCUAAAGAAGUCUGAGGAGGAUGACAUGAUUUUGGUUUCUUGCCAGUGUGCUGGAAAGGAUGUGAAAGCCUUGGUUGACACAGGCUGUCUGUAUAAUCUCAUCUCUUCGGCCUGUGUGGAUAGAUUGGGACUCAAGGAGCAUGUCAAAUCCCACAAGCAUGAAGGAGAAAAGCUUUCUCUACCCCGGCAUCUCAAAGUUGUGGGCCAGAUUGAGCACCUGGUGAUCACACUGGGCUCCCUCCGUCUGGACUGCCCAGCAGCUGUGGUCGAUGACAAUGAGAAAAACUUGUCCCUUGGUCUGCAGACUCUCCGAUCUCUGAAGUGUAUCAUAAACUUGGAUAAGCACCGGCUGAUCAUGGGGAAGACAGACAAGGAAGAAAUCCCUUUUGUGGAGACAGUCUUUUUGAAUGAAGACAACACUUCAGAAGCAUAACUACAGCCUGCAGCAUGUCUGCACAUGUGCAUACACUGAGUUGACAGAUUGAGAAAACUGGGUUUGAACCAAAUGCAGUAGCAAAUUGCUGUGGACCAAGUCCUUCCAUCUAAUAGAAGCUCCAGGGGCUCCUUCCCAUUCAGACCUCUUAGACUGUAGUCUACGCUUAGAGAUCUUGUCUGGUUAUAGCCAUUGUUUUUUACACCUUGAUCAAUUAAUUUAUAGACCUUUGUUGACACUGCCAGUCUCACUUGUGGCCUAUUUCUCUGCUUCUUCCAGGAAUUUGCUUUCAUUAGUCAAGUAUAGGGGCUGCCAGGUUCUGUGUCUCCAUAGGUGUAUUUACUUCUUUUCCUAUAGCUAAAUGUAUAAUAAACAGGAACCUGACCCUAACCUCUUUUCAGCUGUUUCAAACAGGUGCCAGGAUACCUAUGUCUUGGAAUUAGAGUUUCUUCAAAUUCAUUUGUUGAUUUCUCAAGUAUGGAUUAUGUGAAAGAGCCCAGGGAGAUCAUCUAUUAUAGUUUAACUCUUUUAUUUAAAGGUCCAGCGAGGCAAGUGAAUUGUCUAAGUUCAUAUAUUAGGUCAGUGACUGAAGGGACCUAGAACACAGACCAGAUUUCCAAGCCAAGACUCCCAUGCUACCUUGUUUGUGUUCAAGCCUUAACAAGAGGGCAAAGAGGUGAGAGUGUUUAAAAAAAUUGGGGUUGUGGCAGAACAGGGGAGGAAUAUGCUCUGGAGUUGGAUGCUAGGAUGAUUUGGGUAGCUCUCCCUCCUGUGUGCCAAGCCCACUAAAAGUUCCUUGCCCCAGACUGUCACAUUGAGGCCCUCAUCUUGGUGCCUAAAAACUGAGAGUACAAAGAUGAAUGAAAUGGUUUCUCACUGGGAACCUCUUGGAGGAAAGGAGGAACCACAGAUAGAGGAAUAUUAAUCCCUCUCUGAGAUGGAAUUGAAGGCUUAAGUAAAUCAAAUGUCAUUGUCAGGUGUUGAUUACUCCCAAGAUCCAGUCAGCAUUCCUGCCCAUCCUGUUAUGAUUCUGCCAAGGACUUAAGUAGCUGGAAACCAGGAGUAGAAAAAAGAGAUUUAAAAAAAGAGAGAGGGAGCAAGACCAGAAUUGAAGGGAGUAGACUGAGUAGAAUAAAUUGGUGGAGAGGCCUACCUAGAUAAAUCUUUCUGGGAGGUAGGGAAUGGAACUUUCAGGCAGGGAAUUGAGAUCUUCAGUUCUGUCCUGGUAAAGGAAAGAGGCAGAGCAGGAGCCAGCAGUGUUAAGGACAACGUUUUAUAACUGCCCACUAUUUCCUGACCUUUCUCAAAAUUUGAGGAGAAUAUAGGGUUUUUUUGAAGUUUUUGGUUGGGGUGUCACAUUAGGCACACAGGUAUCUGUAAUGAAAUCUCCCCUUCAGUUUGGUCAUAGAAGUGCUUGGACAAGUCAGAAAAAUAGAUAUCUGUGGGCAUUCCUUUAAGAUAUUCCCAAGCCUACCCUGUGUCACAGUAGUAGUUCUCAGAGUGUUUUGUUUAAUGGAUCCCACUUUGAACUUUCCCAAGUACCACCAACUAACUUGUCUGGUGUUCAGCAAUUGCCCCUACCAAACAACCCUUUGGAACUCUGAAAGAUUUGGGCCUCACAGAACCUCCCUAAAGACUGGGAACUUGGGCCCAGGUGUGGUGGCUCAUACCUGUAAUCCCUGUACUUUGGGAGGCCGAGGUGGGUGGAUCACCUGCAAUUAGGAGUUUGAGACCAUCCUGGCCAACAGGGUGAAACCCUGUCUCUACUAGAAAAAAAUAUGAAAAAUUAGCCAGGUGUGUUGGCAGGAACCUAAAAUCCUAGCUGCAUAGGAGGCUGAGGCAGGACAAUUGCUUGAAUCCAGGUGGUGGAUGUUGCAGUGAGUCAAGAUCAUGCCACUGCACUCCAGCCUGGGCAACAGAGCAAGACUCUGUCUCAAGGAAAAAAAAAAAAAAAAAGAACUUGGCGACAAUCAUUUGAACAACUAGGCACCCACAUUGCAGUCAGUUGUCAUGGCCCCCUUCCUUUUAGCCUCUACCUAAGGAAGCUAGAUAGAAAGCUAAGCACAGCCACAGUUGGGAGGCUACAUCUGAAGCUCAGCAGGGGUGACCCUGGGGUUACCCGUCUUCAGCACUUCCUCUAGCAAUACCCCAUUCUCUUACCAAGGGGUGAUUUGCACCUUUCCACUGAGGCCUCUCCAUGCUCCUUCCCUACCUUUCAUGGCAAUACCGUGGCCUGCCUCUUAUCCUGGUACUAAGUUAAAGUAAAGUUCACCCUUUACUUCCCUACUUGAAAGUUCCACUCUGAGCCUUGACUCUUGGCCACAGUGAGGCAUGUUGAAGGUUCCUUCUGGUUUAUUCUUAUUUGGAUUCCCCAUGGACCAUGUGAGGCCAGGAACUCUCAAGUUCUGGAAAGAUGCUUCUGGACCUUUGUGUUUAUGAUUAUAUGGUAUCGGGGAUGAUUAGAUGACUUUUAGUGAUCCUUCUGGCCUCUGAAUAUCAGUCAAUAAUUUUCUAGUUUUGGAAUUGAAAUGUUUGGGGUGAACUUGGCUUAGGAUAUAAUCUCAUGUAAUGCAGUCAAAACAUUUGAAUUUUCUAACCGAAUAAUUAUGUUUUAAACCCCAGCCUUGAUAGAGGCUCUAAAAAAUGUCUUGAGACAGUUAUGGGAAGUCUUCAGCUUUAUUCACCUUUGAAUGCUGCCAAGUUGAUUACUCUCCUAGCCUACAUCUUGUUGUGUAUGAGGAAGCACUAGGUCUAAUUUUGGGGGUGGGCUGGCAAGGUAAGAAGGUGAGGUCAGUUUUUCCCAGAGUAUUAAAAAUUCUAGUACCUUAGAUUGAGGGUAUGGGAGAAAAGGUGUCUAUCCAGGUCAUAGUUCUGAAAAUAGGCAGUAGCAUGAAGUACCAAACCUAUCUAAUACUUUAUUAGAUGUCCAUCUCAAAUACAGGGAGUUUGAAAAUAUUGUUUUUAUCAUUUGGUAUUUCCAUGCCUGGACUCAUUUGGGAAAAUAAUGUUUUUCGACUUUUUUCUAUUUUCGUGCCCUGCACAGACCCUACUUGGUACAAUUUUCUAUUUCUUAGCUCAAAGUGUCUAUAGAAUGGAUUGCCUGGUAUGUCAGCUGCCCUCACUCAUGUGUAAUAGAAAUGUAUUUCCAGGCUGCGGACAUGGAGGAGAUGGCCUGGAUUCCUCCCUCCUUCUGUUGCCAGGCCUCUCUGCAUUGGCACUUUAUCUUUUCAGUGUUUCUGGCUGUGUUGGGUUUAUUUGUGAGACUGAUGUAACAAUAAAAUGAAAUCUUCCCCUCUG